Messenger RNA from Plectropomus leopardus (leopard coralgrouper), 1436 nucleotides. RefSeq names its product claudin 8.2 (gene cldn8.2). Gene Ontology annotation, molecular function: structural molecule activity. NCBI's taxonomy places the organism in Eukaryota, Metazoa, Chordata, Actinopteri, Perciformes, Serranidae. Gene Ontology annotation, cellular component: membrane; bicellular tight junction. The record is from RefSeq and is a predicted model, not a curated record.
CUGGCAGAGCACAGCCAAAAGUCUAUCUUCUGCUCUCUGUCUGAAAGCCGCAAUGGCCUCUUACACUGCUUACAGUGGCUACAGCAAGCCACCUCAAUCGUACGUGGGCUCUUACUACGAUGAGAAGCAGCCUAAGACAUAUGCAGAGUAUGAAGACUCUGUAUAUGAGGAAAAAAAAAGAAUUGAGAAAAAGGACCGUCGCAAUGCCAUCUGUUGUGAGGUAGUAGCUCUCGUCAUCGGUUUCAUUGGACUAAUCGGAGUGGCAGCUGUGACAGGCCUGCCGAUGUGGAAGGUAACAGCCUUCAUCGAAGAGAACAUCAUUGUCAUGGAGACCCGCUGGGAGGGUUUGUGGAUGAACUGCUACAGACAAGCCAACAUCAGGAUGCAGUGUAAGGUGUACGAUUCCCUGCUGUUUCUGCCCCCGGACCUCCAGGCUGCUAGGGGUCUGAUGUGCAGCUCCGUUGCUCUGACCACCUUCGCCCUCAUCGUUGCAGCAGUGGGUAUGAAGUGUACCAAAGUGGUGGACCAUCGGGCUCGCACCAAGCAUAUUGUUCUUGUGGCUGGAGGCUGUCUGUUCCUCAUGGGCUGUGUCACUACCCUAAUCCCUGUGUCCUGGACUGGCCAUGUCAUCAUCAGGGAUUUCUAUAACCCCCUGCUAAUUGAUGCCCAGCGCAGGGAGCUUGGGGAGGCCCUUUACAUCGGCUGGGUGACCUCAGCUUUGCUUUUCACCGCCGGAGUGAUCCUUCUGUGCCGUCACGCUCCUCGCACCCAGGACCCAGAUGAGAGGAUUAUAUACAACCCCAAUGGAAAUAUCUACCAACCUGCCUACACAUACCAGCCGUACACGUACCAGCCAGCGUACUCCUACCAGCCUCCCUACUCAGUACCCCCGCCAGGAUCUGUUGCAUACACACCAAGUCAAUACUAAUGAGGAUACCAAACACAAAGACAAUAUUGGACUCUUUUUUUUUUACUUGACAAGAUUUGGCACAUUUAAAUGAGUUUGUAUUGACUAAUAUGAUCAAAGGCUGUCUCUGGAAAUGGCCAAAUCUUUCAUUACUUUCUCAAAGAGGGCCAAGUGUAGUGCAGAAAUUGAAAUUCAUUGAAUGUGAACUGAAUGUGAUUGAUCAUGAUGAACUGUGCUGAAAUACUAUUUUCUUUCUUUAUUUUGAUGUGCUUGCUUUACACUAAAUUAUACCAAAAUAUAUUUAUCUGUAAUUAUACAAUGGUUGGUGAUAACAAUGCCUGAACAGCCUCUGCUGACAUGCUCUUUGAGAACAAAUUAUGCACUAGGCCUUUUUCAGAUAAUAUACCUCCAGAUGAUUUGUGUUCAUUGCUGAGUUUUUAUAGUAAAUGUACAUACUUUUUCUAAAUGCUGGCCUUAAAUAUUAGGUCAAUUGUGGUUUUCAAUAAAGGGGUAAAGUUGAGUAAAAAAA